Molecule: messenger RNA, 473 nt
Organism: Tupaia belangeri chinensis (Chinese tree shrew)
Lineage: Eukaryota; Metazoa; Chordata; Mammalia; Scandentia; Tupaiidae
Product: Golgi-associated plant pathogenesis-related protein 1-like
Exons: 2
Coding region: 12-473 (153 amino acids)
Source: RefSeq, a predicted model, not a curated record
CUGAGCCGGCCAUGGGCAAGUCAGUUUCCACAGAAUUUAACGAGGAGGUCCUGAAGGCCCACAAUGAGUACCGGAAGCAGCACGGAGUGCCCCCACUGAUGCUCUGCAAGAAGCUCAACCGGGAGGCGCAACAGUACUCUGAGGCCCUGGUCAGCACGGGGAUCCUCAAGCACAGCCCAGAGUCCAGUCACGGCCAGUGCGGAGAGAACCUGGCCUGGGCAUCCUACGAUCAGACAGGAAAGGAGGUGGCUGAUAGAUGGUACAGCGAAAUCAAGAACUACAACCGCCAGCACAGCUUCACCUUGGGGACGGGACGCUUCGCAGUCAUGGUCUGGAAGAAUACCAAGAAGAUGGGAGUGGGGAAGGCAUCUGCAAGUGACGGGUCCUGCUUUGUGGGGGACAGAUACUUCCCAGCAGGGAAUGCUGUCAACCAGGGCUUCUUUGAAGAAAACAUCCUGCUUCUAAAGAAGUAA